Messenger RNA from Calypte anna (Anna's hummingbird), 725 nucleotides. It is a transcript of the gene SPACA9, whose product is annotated as sperm acrosome associated 9. Gene Ontology annotation, cellular component: acrosomal vesicle; sperm flagellum; ciliary base. Bases 12 to 725 code for a protein of 237 amino acids. The transcript is spliced from 3 exons. The record is from RefSeq and is a predicted model, not a curated record. NCBI's taxonomy places the organism in Eukaryota, Metazoa, Chordata, Aves, Apodiformes, Trochilidae.
GGGGGGAAAACAUGAAUGAGGUAAAGGAGGCUCUAAGAAACAUAGAGCAGAACUACAAACUCUUCCUGCAGCAGCGCUUCACCUUUAUCGGGGCGCUGCAGCACAGCCGGGAGAACGCACACGACAUGCUCAGACCUGUGGGCAGCAUCGACCAGGUCGAGGGCUACUUGAACCAUCACUGCAACAAUACCACAGACAGGAGAAUCCUCAGCAUGUUCAUCAACAUCUGCAAUGACCUAAGCAAGCUCUGCCAGCAGCUGGAAACCGUGCACCCUGGUAACAGCACAACCAAUGGCAUUUUGGAGAGGUGCAAACUGCUCCUCAGCCACAGCAAUGACCUGAGUGCCAUCAGAGCCAAAUACCCCCAUGAUGUUGUGAAUCACCUGAGCUGUGAGGAAGCAAAGAAUCACUAUGGAGGGGUGGUGAGCCUCAUCCCCAUCGUUCUGGACUGCAUCAAGGACUGGGUGGCACACAUCGAGAAGCUGCCGUGGCGUAAUGUGAGUGGUGGGAGUGCUCUCUCUAAGGGGACACCCCAGGAGGCAGCAGCUGGGGCACCCAGGUCCCAAACACCACCUCCUGUGCACCUCGGGGCUCAGACCUCAGUUAGAAACAAAGAUAAAGUGCAGGAGAGUAAGAAUGUCCAGAAGAAGGACCAGAAUGACACAGAAAAUGACAGGGGGAAACAGAAGGGUCCCUGGAAGCCUCCAGGUAGACAUGCCUUUUAA